Pseudopodoces humilis (Tibetan ground-tit) is the source of this 2083-nucleotide messenger RNA. Its product is annotated as 5-hydroxyisourate hydrolase-like. Gene Ontology annotation, cellular component: flotillin complex; adherens junction; catenin complex. Gene Ontology annotation, molecular function: cadherin binding; hydroxyisourate hydrolase activity; beta-catenin binding. The record is from RefSeq and is a predicted model, not a curated record. Lineage: Eukaryota; Metazoa; Chordata; Aves; Passeriformes; Paridae. Gene Ontology annotation, biological process: synapse assembly; cell-cell adhesion mediated by cadherin; purine nucleobase metabolic process.
AUGCUGACCUUCCCGGAGCAUGGACACGGCCUCCAGCAGCAGGAGAGGGACUGGGUCAUCCCCCCCAUCAACUGCCCCGAGAAUGAUCAGGGACCCUUCCCCAAGAAGCUGGUGCAGAUCAAAUCCAACAAGGACAAGGAGACCAAGGUUUUCUACAGCAUCACGGGGCAGGGAGCAGACACCAUCCCUGUGGGUGUCUUCAUCAUCGAGCGGGAGACGGGGUGGCUGGAGGUGACAAAACCCCUGGACCGGGAGGACAAGGAUAAAUAUGUGCUCUACUCCCAUGCUGUGUCAGCCAACGGGCAGCCCGUGGAAGACCCCAUGGAGAUCAUCAUCACCGUCACUGACCAGAACGACAACCGGCCCGUCUUCACCCAGCAAGUCUUUGUUGGCUACAUUGAGGAGAAUGCAAAGCCAGGCACAUCUGUGAUGACCGUGAACGCUACAGAUGCAGAUGAUGCGAUCAACGUGAACAAUGGCAUCAUUGGCUACUCCAUCCUCAGCGAGGAGCCCAAGGGUGCACGGGAGAUGUUCACCAUCAAUGCCGAGAAGGGCAUCAUCAGUGUCAUUGGCACAGGACUGGACCGGGAGACCACUCCCAACUACACGCUGAUCAUCCAGGCUGCAGACCAGGAGGGCAAAGGCCUGACCAACACUGCCACUGCCAUCAUCAAAGUCACUGAUGCCAACGACAACCCUCCCAUCUUCAACCCCAGCAUGUAUGAGGUGGCAGUGGACGAGAACGAGGUGGGGGUGAUAGUGGCCCGGCUGCAUGUGACAGACCAGGACCUGCCAGGAUCCCCAGCCUGGCACGCUGUCUACCGCAUCCAGAGCGGGGACCCGCAGGGCGACUUCGAGAUCAGCACUGACCCCAAAACUAAUGAUGGGGUUCUGAAAACUGCCAAGGGCCUGGAUUAUGAGACCCAGAACCAGUACAAGCUCGUGGUGUCAGUGGAGAACGAGGUCCCCUUCACCGUGACCCUGAAACCUGCCACAGCCACUGUCCUGGUGGUGGUCAGGGACAAGAAUGAAGCCCCCAUCUUCAUACCCCCAGUCAAGGAGGUGAUGGUGAGGGAGGAUGUGCCAGUGGGAUACCAGAUCGCCUCCUACACAGCCCAGGAUCCCGACAAGGACCAGAACCAGAAAAUCACGUAUCGCAUGGGCAGCGACCCCGCGGGGUGGUUAGCCAUUAACCCUGAGAACGGCAUCAUCACGGCAGCCCAGCCACUGGACUGGGAAUCGGCGUAUGCCAUCAACAGCACCUACAAGGCCAUCGUCCUGGCCGUGGACAAUGGGUCACCACAAGCUGCCACCGGCAUGGGGACGCUGCUCCUCCUGCUUCAUGAUGUGAACGACAACUGGCCCGUCUUCACCCAGGCAGUUUUCCACGGCUCUGUGCUGGAGGGAGCUAAGCCAGGCACGUCGGUUUUGCAGGUGCUGGCCACCGACGCAGACGACGCCGUGAACACCAACAAUGGCAUUGUGAGAUAUUCCAUCCUGAGCCAGGUGCCAGAGAAGCCCCAGCCCGGGAUGUUCACCAUCGACAGCAGCUCUGGGCUGGUCUCUGUAGCCAGGCUGGGGCUGGUGGCAGAGGCUGUCCCUGAAUACACACUGGAGAUCCAGGCUGCCGACCUGGAGGGGAUGGGGCUGCGAGCCACCGCCACCGCCCGCAUCACGGUGCAGGCUGAUAGCAUGUCUGAGGUGGGAAACGGCACCCUGACCACCCAUGUGCUGAACACGGCCACGGGGCUGCCGGCAGCCGGCCUUGCUGUCCGGCUGGCCCAGCUGCAGGAGCCGGGGCCGCAGUGGACGGAGCUGGCACAGAGGUACACAGAUGCGGACGGGCGCUGUCAGCCCCUCCUGGCACCAGGACAGGCCAAGUCUGGCACUUACAAGCUGCACUUUGAGACAGCCGAGUACUGGCGGGGACUGGGGCACACCAGCUUCUACCCCUUUGUGGAGGUUGUCUUCAUCAUCACCGACCCGGCACAGAAGCUCCACGUCCCGCUCCUGAUCAGCCCCUACUCCUACACAACCUACCGGGGCAGUUAGAGGGGUUCUGCCUUCCCCUGGGCACCCAGGA